Klebsormidium nitens is the source of this 2340-nucleotide messenger RNA. Lineage: Eukaryota; Viridiplantae; Streptophyta; Klebsormidiophyceae; Klebsormidiales; Klebsormidiaceae. The record is from the annotation of a GenBank genome assembly.
UACAUCUUGCCCGCGAUUGCAUCGAUGCGAGCCGGGUCCGCCUCGGCGCGGUAGCAGUGGGGGACGCUCGCAGACCCCGCCAGGUCCUCAAUCCCCCUGGCCCCGAGGACCGCCUCCCGAGUAACUUGCCGCUCGGACCACCACUCUCCGAGCCGGACGGUGGUGAAAUGGCGGUGGCACUAGCAAGGGUUCCUUCCGCUUGUGGGACCCCGCGCAUGAGCAUCAGUGGACAGUCCACUUCUGUGAGGCGCCAAGCCAUAAGCUCUCAGCUCGCCACCCCCUGGCUAGGUGGCCCCCUGCCUAGGUCCUCGGGACCGUCAAAGCUCCGGAGACUUUAUUGUGGAAGAGCUGGCAGCAAAGCUGCUGUGCCAGCACGAACAGCAGUGGCCGUAGCGGCAAUCGAACAAAACCCUGGGGUAGGAACGACUGCUCGUUCAACCUAUGAGGAGAGCAACCAAUUAGAAGCUGAGACUGGCCAGACACAGGGCGAAUCCCUGGAUGCCGACAAGCCGAACGACGAGGCCGAACAGAACGACGAUGCAGAGUACGAGGAGGGCCGUGACAAGCAGCGACGACAGGAGCAAGCAGGGGUAUCGGGAAGCGAAGACGGUACGGCGCCGGGUAAUGGCAUCGGGCGGGCCAACCUGCUGACGUUUUCGCUGCGUCAGCAUCUGCUUAUCCUUUCUGGGGGGAGGGGCAAGGGGGACGGAAAAGACAAAGGGGAGGGGAAGGGGAAGGGGGAAGGAACGGAAAAGGGGGACGGAAAAACGAAAAGAGAGCCGGCAAGCAAUGACCAGGAAGGGGGGGAGUUUGUGCAGGGACUCGGGCGGAUAAAGUCGCUCCAGCAGAGGACGGAUGAGAAGCGGGUGCGUAACAAGGAAGUAAUCAGUAAGGCGAAGGCGGGGAUGCGCGCGCGCGGCGAGCAGCGGGGCAUGAGCAUGGACCUGUGGAGCGAGGAGAAGCAGCAGCACUGGGAGGACUACCGGCGCGCGCGUGCGGAGUACCUGAAGGAGCGAGAGUCCCAGAGACCGAAGUUUGCGCUGGAGAACUAUGCAGACGCCGAAGAGAUGAUCACCGGGGAGGUGCGCGACCCAGCCGCGCCGAAUCCCCGGACGUACCACAUGGAAGAAGGCGGGAUUCUGAGCGAGGAGGAAAGGGAACGUUUGCAGCCGAUCACGAAGCCACCCCCUGAUCCGGUGAUCCACAAAGUCGGUCGGCCGUACAAGGGGGAGUGGGGGAUCAACCCAAAUUCAGCGGGGUGGGCCCCAGGUAAUCCAGAUUCGCCCGACACCGGAUCGCACCGUGGGAAGUUGAAUAAGUACGGAGAGGUGGCGACGAAGUUUCCAUACGGGACAUGGAUCGGGGAGCGGUUUGAGUCGACGUUCGAGGCUGCCCCCCUGACCAACAACAGCCCGUACUGGAGUCUCAACCACCGGCCGACGGUCAGUCAAAGCGUGACGAUUACACAGCACAAGGCGACGAACCACGUCAAGGGGGGGGAGCGGACGACAUCUUCGCUGGCGGGCCUCUGCAACCCGGCGAACAAGGUACCCCCCCGGGACGGAGAGCUCGAGCUGUUUAAGCAGCGGCCGAGGAACCGGCUGGCGGACGAUAGCAUUCGCAGUCGGGGGGUAACCAAAGCGAGCUACGAAGGGCAAAGCGAGGAGGAGAUGUUCGGGCUGCGGGAAGGCACGCUGCCGGACUCGCUGAACAUCAUCCGCAAGACGCGGGAUGCUGCGGAAUGGAUGGCGAAGGACUCGCCGGGCUUCACGGAGCUGAGCUUUACGCGGGGGAUCGUGAGCAAGGAGUACAAGAACGCGGUCGUGGACAAGAUGGCGCGCGAGAAGAUGCAGGAUGUGCCGCCGAUCUACAUGCGGCGGCUGGGUAGCAUGACGCGGCACCUGGACUGGAGCUUCGAGGUCGGGUACAAGUUCAACCAGGAGGAGUACGAGGAGGCUAAGGAGAGCCUGCAGCACGCGAUUGAUAUGGGGGAGGACGAAGAGUACAUUCGGAAAAAGCAGGACGAAGUGGAUAUGCUGGCCAAAAGAGUAGAGCAGGAGAGGCGGACGCUACCGGGGAAGCCGGAGUCCAUGACGGUGGUCUGAGCAGCAGGUCAACCGCGAGUAAGACGCUAUGCAUGGUAUGCACCUUUGGUUGCCAUCGCAUAACCCGACAUGAAGUGCGGAUUACUGUGGCUGUAUUGGUUGGGUCGCGAUUAUGAUUGGUCCAAUUAUAAGAAAGGGUCCGGUGCUUUUUGGAAAAAGUGACGCCCUUGUUACUCUCAUUUAGGAUUCAGAGGACAUCCUGAAACCACCGGCCGGAGCCUGGUCCUAGUCGCAC